Molecule: messenger RNA, 306 nt
Organism: Ilyonectria robusta
Lineage: Eukaryota; Fungi; Ascomycota; Sordariomycetes; Hypocreales; Nectriaceae
Product: GMP synthase C terminal domain-containing protein
Exons: 4
Coding region: 1-306 (101 amino acids)
Biological process (GO): GMP biosynthetic process
Cellular component (GO): cytosol
Molecular function (GO): GMP synthase activity; GMP synthase (glutamine-hydrolyzing) activity; ATP binding
Source: RefSeq, a predicted model, not a curated record
AUGGUCACGGAGGCCGAAAUCUACAACGAGGCAAGUUUCCUGGCAUCAGUGGCUCGAGCAACAUCUAACACGAAACAGAUGUCCCAAGCCUAUGCUGCCGUUGGUGUCAUGGUCGACACCCGUGUCUAUGGACACAUCGUCAUCCUCCGUGCUGUCACAACCAGUGACUUCAUGAGCGCCGAGCCCUACGAGUUCUCAUUCGACUUGCUCAAGGCCAUGGCUCACAGGAUCGUUAACGAGGUGGACGGAGUCUCCCGAGUCACAUAUGACCUGCACCAUCGAAUUGGAGUAGAGAUACUGGAUUGA